Molecule: messenger RNA, 2089 nt
Organism: Manihot esculenta (cassava)
Lineage: Eukaryota; Viridiplantae; Streptophyta; Magnoliopsida; Malpighiales; Euphorbiaceae
Product: derlin-2.2-like
Exons: 3
Coding region: 185-436 (83 amino acids)
Biological process (GO): endoplasmic reticulum unfolded protein response
Cellular component (GO): Hrd1p ubiquitin ligase ERAD-L complex; endoplasmic reticulum membrane
Molecular function (GO): ubiquitin-specific protease binding; misfolded protein binding
Source: RefSeq, a predicted model, not a curated record
CCUUGCGCAUGUUAGCUGUCCUGCGGGAAGCUCCUCAUUCCUUUUACUUUCCUACGAUUAUUCCAAAACUCUUGUGCCGAUCUUCAAAAACGCUUUUGCGGAAUUCUUCUUAAUCAUUACGCAUCUUGGGUCUCAAAAGUUUUAGCCGAAUCGUCUCAUUGUCUAGAGAUUAAAGGAAAAUUAUAUGGCUCAAGCAGUUGAAGAAUGGUACAAGCAGAUGCCUAUUAUCACCCGCUCGUAUCUAACAGCAGCUAUUGUCACCACCAUCGGUUGUUCCCUGGAUAUCAUAUCUCCUCAUAAUUUGUACUUGCAUCCUACACUCGUGGCUAAGCAUUAUCAAUUCUGGCGUCUCAUCACCAAUUUCCUGUACUUCCGGAAAAUGGUUAUUCAUCACUUGGAUCUGCAACUCCAUGAAUCACAAAUACAAACAACAUGAAAGGUCAAACACUGUGUUAUAGGUUUAAACACAAUUAAAAUGAUAAAACGGUACGUACCUUCUCUUUGUUGUGAUAUUUCAUAAUUGCGUUUAAGUUUGUUCCAUUAAACUUUAUGUAAUUGGCAUUUAUUUUGAUCUCCUUCAAUUUCGGUGUGAUCUGGUUUCCAUCAGAAGCAGCAAAUGUCUUCAUUUUAGGGCAAGAGUCCACAGAUAACUCUUCCAAGAAUGGCCAUUUCAAAGUUAAGCUAUCCAUGCAAAAAGCUUUAAGAUUGUGAAGCUUGUAUAACCUAAUCCUUAUUAAUUGAGAGAACACCACUUUGUCAAUCCUCUUUUCCUCUUCUUCCCUUUCUGCAACAAUUGCUUCUAAUUCAUCACAAUCUUCUAAUUCAAGUUCUUUCAGCUGCUCUAGUCCUUGAGCAAUAGAAGCAGGAAAUAUAACUCUUAAUUUCUGGCACCCAUUAAUGCAUACGAUUUGUAGCUUGGGCAGUUGCAACUGCUCAGUGGGGCCCUUCGCUAUGUUCUUCAUUCCUUUCUCUUCAGGAACUUGGAGUUGCUCGAAUUCUUGCUGUGGAUUGGGUAAAGUGAAAAUAUUCAACAAUUCUGGACAUCUAAAAAAGGCCAAGUAUUUGAGCUUCCUCAUGGACAAGGAAGUUCCAGGAGGUAGUUCACCAUUGCAUAAUGCUUUGAAGGUGUCCAAAUCCUGAAAACACAGUCUUUCCAGUUCCGGCAACAAAGCAUACCUUCCAAGAAACUCUUCAGCGUUGAUCAAGUAAGCGAAACUAGGACAAUUGACAAUCACUAGUAUCUUCAAAGCAUCUAAACCACCUAAUAAUAAGCAAGGAUUGAUAUUCUUUAACUCCUCAAGUGAAUCUAAAUACAGAAAAUUUGUUCUUGGCAUUAAUGGCUUCAUACAAACUAGUGAUGAAACUGUGAUAUUACUCCCGCCACCGAAUUCACCACAAAGACCCAAAUAAUUAGAUCCUUCAACUUGAGAUAAAAAUGCAUUAAUCCGCUUUUGUUUGAAUGCGAAUUGUAAGGAAGUACAUAAAAAUUGUAAGGGUUUUCAAAACUGUUAUGUUCAAGUCAUCGAAGGAUCGAAAAUUAUGAAGCAAUGGAGAAAGGGAAUAUGGGUACUCUGUGGGUCUUAACAUAUCAAAAGAAAGGAAGUACAAUUCUUCUAAUCGGGACAGAGUAGACAUAGCAUUUAUUGGAAACUUGGAAGAAGAGUCGCCAUGAGGAGAAGAAAAUUCCACAUCCAGUAACCUUAGAUUAGUCAACUUCCCUAUUGUAUUGAAUGGCUUUCGGAAUGUACAAUUCUUCAAGCUGAGAAUUUCAAGCAUCUUCAGCUCCCCAAUUGGAGUGGUGUCAACAAUGUAAUAAUACUGAAGCAUCAACGUCCGAAGAUUGGUUAAUUGACUAAAUCCUAGUUCCAAGGACCGAAGAAAAUGUGCCAAAAAUCUGUUCCUACUACUAUCUCUCCGAUCAAAAACUUGAAGGGCUUUCAUCCCUGUCAAGACCGUUGCUGGGAUGUAAAUCGCCUCCUCCCGCAAACGAGUUUUUUCAAUAUGCAUCAAUAAUAUCUUGAGAUUUGGGCAAUCCCAAGCAUCGGGAAAUUGAGAAACCUCAUUUUGCAUUAUUGAGAUGCCAGUAUAA